Closterium sp. NIES-65 is the source of this 897-nucleotide messenger RNA. The record is from the annotation of a GenBank genome assembly. NCBI's taxonomy places the organism in Eukaryota, Viridiplantae, Streptophyta, Zygnematophyceae, Desmidiales, Closteriaceae.
AUGGCCCGCUACCCCGAAGUCGCUUUCGCUAUGGCGCACAAGCGAUUUAAAACGUCAUGGGAAUCCUCGUUUCCGUGGCUUAUUCUAACUCGUGACGACGUUGGCUUCCCUAUUUUGAGAUGCAGCACGUGCUUGGAGCAUGGAGCGGAAGGCGCGAAAACGGCAUACGGCAAGGGAGGCAGUGGAGGGCGUGACAUGCAAAAGGCCAGCAUCCGGACGCACCAGCGCUCCACCGCACACCAGGACGCUCACGCCGAGAUGAAGGCGAAGGAGAGCCGGAAGCUUCGACAGGCGUUGCUGAGCGAGUUCGAGGGAUUGGAUAGGAGCACGCUUCACAUCAUCACCGCGCUCAAGACCACCGUGUACAUCUGCAAGUCGGAGGCGCCAAUCACCUCCUACGUGGGCACUAUCAAGUUCAUGGCCGACCUCGGAGUAGACAUCACGGUGGUCGCAGGGGAGGUGUCGCUCGCUUGCAGGACGAUCGAAGUGCAUUACGUGGACUGCGAGGAUCGAUUCGGCAACGAGCAAUCGCCCUUGCUCUGCGCGUUCUUGAAGAAGCAUGGCAACCCCGACCACCGCGAGGUCACCGUCAAAGGCGUGGACCAGAAUGGCGAUGCUGCUGAGCACAAGUUCGUGCUUCAUGAGCGCAAGAUCCCUGGGCAUACGACUGGCGGUGACUACUACUCCUGCAAGGUGGUGUGCCAGGAGUUUGCAAAGGCCUGCGUUGAGCGACUCGAGUUCCGCCUUGAAGACCUGAACGACCUGGCCGGGUCCAAGCUUUUCCGGCCUUCGUGCUAUCCCGACGACAACGCGCAGCGGAUGAAGAAGUGCCGCGAGUGGUUGGGCAUGUUGGACCACAUGUUUCACCGCCGCCUCCCUGGUACGCCACCUAGUUGA